This is a messenger RNA of Haemorhous mexicanus (house finch), 4209 nucleotides long. RefSeq names its product G protein-coupled receptor 182 (gene ACKR5). The coding region runs from base 1543 to 2637 and encodes 364 amino acids. Gene Ontology annotation, molecular function: G protein-coupled receptor activity. Lineage: Eukaryota; Metazoa; Chordata; Aves; Passeriformes; Fringillidae. Gene Ontology annotation, biological process: G protein-coupled receptor signaling pathway. The transcript has 2 exons. The record is from RefSeq and is a predicted model, not a curated record. Gene Ontology annotation, cellular component: membrane.
UUGGCUUAGAAAGUUCAAACGUGUCCGGCAGCCCCCGCAGGUCGCGUUCGGGACCGGGAUGUCCCCAGGGGCCGGGAUGUGACGUGCCAACCCCCCCGGGAGCUGCAGCCUUGGCUGUACCUGCCGUGCGACACCUGUGCCCAAAUCCCUCCGGCAGCACCGCGGGCCGCCGACGGCUGCCAGGGGAGGGAAGGAGUUUGGGAAUUGCAGAUCCACGGCGCUGCCUCUGCCUGGAGCCCACCUCUCCACACCCUGAGGGAGGCUGGGGGCCCCUGGGCACACAUUUGGGGUGCUGGGAGCCUUGGGGCACCCCAACAUUGCGGCAGGGAUGGGCAGAAAGGGCUGAGCCGCCUAUCCCAACCCUGCUCAGCUGUCUUGGAAACACAACCGGCAUUCCCGCCAGGAUCAGCAGCCCCUGCACGAUCCUUGACAGCUCCCAGAUCCUGCUCAGCGCCAGAGUUCGGUGUGGAAAUUGCCUGACCCGUUAAAUAAAACCAGCAGAGCAUUGCUUCCCCCUCGGGCAGGGCAAAUCCCCCCAGCCCCUCGAUGGCAGAGCAGCCUCUCACCACCCCCACGGCCCCAGCUGAGCCAAAAUGUGCCCGAAGCCGCCGAGUUCCUGUUUGGAAGCUGCUCCUGCCGGGCUUGGUACCUGCACACGGGGUCACCAGCGCUGGGCUUGUUGUUGUGAGCCCCGACUUAUCAGCGCCGUGGCGCUUCCCCGCUCCCCGAGCCUUCCUUCCGAGCCGAUUGUUGAUCCCGCGGUCUUGGCUGCGCUGGAAAAAAGGAGAUUUCCUGCAAUUGUUUCGCAGGACUUGCAGCCCGAUGCAAAAUUUUCUGCCUAUCAGCCCCCUCCCCAGCGCCGGGGCAAGGCUUGAGCCCCCCUGGCUUCCCCUGCCAGACAGCGGGGCAAUCACGGCUCUGUGAUUAAUUACUGCCUGGCCAGAGGUGCUUCUCUGGCCACAUCCAUCUGCCAUCGGCUCCUGCGGGAGCGCUGCCCGGGCAGAGAGUUCAGCUUUCAGCCCUUUCCCACUGAAAAAAAAACCCUGAGCUCACCCUGAUAUCGAGGUGUCAUCAAGGACAACUUUGGCACCUUUGUUACAACGCACCCCACCCCCCCAGGAUUCCCGGAGCUGGGGCAGGACCUGGGAUGUAUUUUCCCCACAGAAUGAUCCAGGCAGGAUCCAACCUCUUACCCCGGCGGGGUAACAGUGGAGGGGACACUCAGGAAGCCUCAGGGACCUCCGCCCAUCCCCAGGCACCUGCGGCUUCCACACCGACACCUGCCCGGGGCCUCCCCGCGCCCGUCCCCACCCUGUGACAAAAUCAAACGGGAGCCGAGUUCCGGCGCUGGAAGUGCAGUGAAGUGUCCCCCGCGCUGGGCUGGCUCAGGAUGUCGCACCACGCCGGUCAUUUCCUGCCCAGCAAGCGGCCACCGAGCCCACCCGAGCUCCGUGCCCAGAAGCGCUCGAGCUGCCGAGCCGAGAGGAUCCCCCCGCUCCCGAGCAGCCCCUGCACAGCCCUCGCUCAGCCGCCGCCACCAGGAUGGCAGAGGUGACCACUGUCCCCAUGGAGACACACACUGUCCCCAGCGAGUACGGGGACUACCACAACCUGUCCGAGCUGUUCUACCUCCUGAACCACACCUACACCUACUGCGAGUUCAGCCUGGACGAGAACAUCAAGCGAGUGGUUCUCUUCAUCCUCUACUUGGUCAUCUUCGUGGUGGGCUUGGUGGAGAACCUCCUCGUCAUCUGGGUCAACUGGCAGACACGGGGCACCAAGAACUUGGUCAACCUCUACAUCAUCAACAUGGCCAUCGCCGACCUGGGCGUGCUGCUCUCACUGCCCAUCUGGAUGCUGGAGGUGAUGCUGGAUUACACCUGGCUCUGGGGCAGCUUCCUCUGCCGCUUCACCCACUACUUCUACUUCGCCAACAUGUACGCCAGCAUCUUCUUCCUCACCUGCCUGAGCGUGGAUCGCUACGUGACCCUGACCAGCUCCUCCCUCUUCUGGCAGCGGCACCAGCACCGCGUGCGCCGCGCGGUCUGCGCCUGCAGCUGGCUCCUGGCCGCCGCCAUCCCCGUGCUGGAGGUGGCUCACAUGCAGCUGGUCAACACCGGGGAGCCCAUCUGCAUCUUCAUGGCCCCUUUUGAGACCUAUGACGAGUGGGCGCUGGCGGUCAGCUUGGCCACCACCACCAUCGGCUUCCUCAUCCCCUUCCCCAUCAUCGCGACGUUCAACGUGCUGACGGCGCGCUUCGUCCGGCGCGCCAAGCCGGAGAGCCACAAGCACUGCCUGCUCAUCUACGCCUACAUCGGGGUGUUCCUGCUCAGCUGGCUGCCCUUCCACGCCGUGCUGACUCUGCUCACCCUCGAGGGCAACCACAUCAUCCUGCACUGCACCUUCGCCCACCUCCUCUACUUCUUCUACGACAUCAUCGACUGCUUCACGCUGCUCCACUGCGUCGUCAACCCCAUCCUCUACAACUUCCUCAGCAAGAACUUCCGCAGCAAACUCAUCUCUGCCGUGGUCAAGUACAUCCCCAAGGACCACGGUGGCCAGAAGGCUGCUGGCAACUCCUCCUCCAGCACGCAGCACUCCAUAGUCAUCGCGAAGGACAACAGCCCUCCCAACUGAGGGGGUCAGGUUCUCCCAGUCUCCGUCCUGGUGGCUCCCUGGGGACAGUUGGAUUGGUUUUCCUGCUGCUGAGGACACAUUUGCUUGGGCACAGCCCUUCUUGGCUGGGCACCUCCCGCGGCAGGAUGCGGUGCCAGGUUUGAGGAGAGCUGGGAGCUGUGGACAUCUUGCCCCUGGAGUGCUGUUGUGUCCAACCUAAAGAAAGGAUAAGAAAAAAUUCUAUUCCUGUUUGACAAGAGAAACCCUUGCAAUAAUAAAGCCUGUUGUUCCUCUCAGUGUCUGACACAACCCAGCCCCAAAAUCAGAGCCCCUCCUGCCCCCCCAGGCUGUUGGAGUUGCCCCAUCUGCCCCAUCACGGGUGUUCCUGCACCCCCAAAGUGCCCCUGACCCCAGCCCUGGGCAUGGCCCUGCCUGGUGAGUGCCAUCCCGAGUGGGAGAGGAGGAAUCAUCCCUCUGGAGCACAAACCUCCCCCCACGGUGCCCAGCAACGCCCAGAACCUGAUUUCUGAGAGAUGAAGGUGAAGCAGCCCAAGGGGCUGAGCAGGGCACAGACCUGAGGGGAGGAACAACUUGGAGUCGAGAUCAGCCACUCCUUCAGAGCAAUUUUGCAAACCCAGCUGUAAAUUAGUGAUGGCUGAACUGGCUUUUACUGGGAAGGGCUGCUCCAGACUGAUUUUUGGUCCCCCAUCCCAUUAACCCCUCUGGAGCAUCCCCUGGCAGCUUUUGAUGGCCACUGGGUGGAUUUCUCAACUCCCUCAGGCCCCAACACCCCUUCCCCUUCCACCAAAGCCCCUGUGGGAGCACAGGGAUGUGCAGAAAUCCUCAGAGCUGGAGCACGGGCUGGGCUUGUGCCAAGGACCUGGAGAAUCUGGAGAAAGUUCAUCCCCGUGUGGAUCCUGAUCUCAGCCACGUGCUGGGGGUCAGGCCCUCGCUGGGGGAAGGUGACAGAGACACCAUAAAUCCACCAAAGGCCUUGAGCUGCUGGAGGAAUGUGUUGUGAAAAAAGCAAAGCAUAAGCAGUUCUGGGGACAGGAUGCUGGCUCAGGGCAGGAGCAGGAUGUCCCAGGAGAAGCCCAUGACCAGGGGUGGAGGCGGAUGUGGGGCUAUCACAGCGCUGGCUGGGAAAGCUCUGCCACUUCCAGGGGUCCCUGAUGGGGGAAAACCCUAAAUUCCUCAGGGUUCCUCCUGCAGGGAUGCUCCUUUUUACCCCAGGACAUGAGCAGUGGGGGAAUAACCCAAACCCAGCUCCGACACAGAAAUCCUGGGAAGGCUCCAGCAGGGUCAGAAUUCCCUGCUCAGGAAUUCCCUUCCUCUGCUCCUUACCCUGUGAGUGCAGGAGCCCAAGGGCUGUGAGACACCCCCAGGCUGAGAUCUGCACCCACAGGACCCCACCACCUUCAUUCCCUGACCCCAAAUCCUCCCUGAGCUUCCCUUUGCUAAUUCCCUCCCAUUCCCAGUGAAGAAAUGGAUGAUAAACACACAGCCAGCCACUCACCAGGGCAAAAAUAUAUCCAAGACACUUCAACAUGUAAAAUUUGGUUAUUUCACUAAUAAACCUAAUUUUUAACUGUC